Ixodes scapularis (black-legged tick) is the source of this 748-nucleotide messenger RNA. RefSeq lists its product as uncharacterized. The coding region runs from base 168 to 614 and encodes 148 amino acids. Lineage: Eukaryota; Metazoa; Arthropoda; Arachnida; Ixodida; Ixodidae. The record is from RefSeq and is a predicted model, not a curated record. The transcript is spliced from 7 exons.
GCCUGGUGAAGGAGGAGUUGCUCAGUGAACUACUAGUUUGAGUUCCCUGAGACGGACACCACUGACAUCACCUACAGUGCCGAGGUACAGGCUUAAUGGCAGAUAUCAAUAGGAGAUGAUGGUACGCGUCACGUCUGUUUGGUUGGACAGCCACCAAGUUGACUUGGAUGUCAGCGCCUGUUGUCAUCAGAACCUGGUUCUUGUGCUGCCACAUCAUUUUUGGUGGUGUCGCUGUCGUCACCUCCCAACGCUUGCGCUCCCCGAGUUCCCAUUCAAGAUGGUGCUGCCACGGACUUUGGCUCGUGGGGGUGCCGUCGCUACUGACAAAGCCUGUGCUCCCCGUCGUCCCUGUUGAAAUGGUGGCUGGAACUUGGAGAGGGUUUGCUGCCACAACCGGAUCCAGUGUUACAUUCCUGUGGCUUUUUGGUUGUUUCCCAAUUAUUGAAGGGAGUUGCAGGCUUAUCAUGGGCGACACAGUGCUUUGCUCGCACCUUCACGGAGUACAGCAAUGUGGGGAAGCAUGUCGAGGACAGCCUCUCUCGAUUUCUGUCCCGGGGGCGCUAUGCUCUUCCAGGACCGGUUUCCGUGAACAUAACAGCCGAGAAAACAUCUGACACCUUACAGACAUGUCAGGAAGCAAGGAAAGGUUAUUUUUUCACUCAUCGUUUACAUUUGGGUGAUUAACUUAGUCUUGAAAAAAAACACGUCAUUUUAAUGACAUUGUGAUAAAUAAAUUUUGGGUCUUUAA